CUGGGUGUGGUUAGUACUGAGACUUUAGAGCUGUGUUCCGUUAGCAGUAGAGUUUUACAGCUACAUACUCGCUCAUUUGCUUUUCUGCUAUCAAUUCUGAAACCGGACUUGUAUGGGAAGAAGCUGAAACCAUCAAGGGACAAGUUACUGACAACAUACAAGCCAGGAUGCCAAAAACUAUCAGCGUACGUGUGACCACUAUGGAUGCAGAGUUGGAAUUUGCAAUCCAGCCCAAUACCACAGGGAAGCAGCUCUUUGACCAGGUCGUUAAAACAAUUGGCCUCCGGGAAGUCUGGUUCUUUGGACUGCAGUACCAGGAUACCAAGGGCUUCUCCACAUGGCUAAAGCUUAACAAAAAGGUGACAGCCCAGGAUGUAAGAAAAGACAGUCCUCUCUUAUUCAAAUUUCGAGCCAAAUUCUACCCAGAAGAUGUGUCUGAGGAGUUGAUCCAAGAUAUCACCCAGCGACUGUUCUUCCUACAAGUGAAGGAGGGGAUUCUCAAUGAUGAUAUCUAUUGUCCUCCAGAGACAGCAGUUCUCCUGGCCUCCUACGCUGUGCAGGCCAAAUAUGGAGACUUUAAUAAGGAUGUGCAGAAAUCAGGCUACCUUUCAGGGGACAAAUUGCUUCCACAGAGAGUUCUUGAGCAGCAUAAACUCACAAAGGACCAGUGGGAGGACAGGAUUCAGGUCUGGCAUGAGGAGCACAGAGGGAUGCUCAGGGAGGAUGCUAUUCUGGAAUACCUGAAGAUUUCACAGGAUCUGGAAAUGUACGGAGUGAAUUACUUCAGUAUUAAAAAUAAGAAGGGCUCUGAGCUGUGGCUGGGAGUUGAUGCACUUGGCUUGAACAUUUAUGAACAAAAUGACAGAUUGACACCAAAGAUCGGUUUCCCUUGGAGUGAAAUCAGAAAUAUUUCAUUCAACGAUAAGAAGUUUGUUAUCAAACCCAUCGACAAGAAAGCUCCAGACUUUGUGUUCUAUGCCCCACGUUUACGGAUCAAUAAGAGAAUUUUGGCUCUAUGCAUGGGGAACCAUGAAUUGUACAUGAGGCGCAGGAAGCCUGACACCAUUGAGGUGCAGCAAAUGAAAGCCCAGGCACGAGAAGAGAAGCACCAGAAACAGAUGGAGAGAGCCGUUUUAGAAAAUGAGAAGAAAAAGAGAGAAUUAGCUGAGAAAGAGAAAGAAAAGAUUGAGCGUGAGAAAGAGGAACUCAUGGAACGCCUGCGGCAGAUUGAAGAGCAGACCAAGAAGGCACAGGAAGAUUUGGAGGAGCAAACCCGAAAGGCUCUGGAGUUAGAAGAAGAAAGGAGACGGGCUCAGGAGGAAGCAGAGAAGCUUGCCAGGGAACGCCAGGCUGCUGAAGAAGCUAAAGAGGCACUGCUGAAGCACUCUCAGGAUCAGAUGAAGAACCAAGAGCAGCUGGCCGCAGAGCUGGCUGAGUUAACUGCUACAAUUUCUCAGUUGGAAAUUGCCAGGCAGAAGAAGGAAAGUGAAGCACAAGAGUGGCAAGAUAAGGCUCAUACAGUUUCAGCUGAUCUAGAAAAGACCAAGGAAGAGCUGAAACAUGUGAUGACUUCUACUCAUGUGCAAGAGCCAAUUAAUGCUGAGAAUGAACAAGAUGAUGAACAAGAUGAGAACAAUGCAGAAGCAAGCGCAGAACUGCGAGCAGAGCCAACCAUCAAGGACCGCAGUGAGGAAGAUCGUACUACAGAAGCUGAGAAAAAUGAGAGGGUACAGAAACAUCUGCAGCUUUUAAGCUCUGAGCUAGCAAAUGCCAGAGAUGAGACCAAGAAGACAGCAAAUGAUAUUCUCCAUCGUGAGAAUGUGCUUGCAGGAAGAGACAAAUACAAGACUCUUCGCCAGAUCCGUUCAGGCAAUACCAAACAACGUAUAGAUGAAUUUGAGUCCAUGUAACAGCUGUAUAACCUUUACGUGUGUCCAUUCCAUACAAGUGCCCUUCUUUUCCAUGGCUCAGCUGGAACCACCACUGGGAUGAGUCAGGGUUUGAUGCAGUACAAUCACAAGCCUCUACUCUGUAUCUUGUGUUGCCAUGUACACUCUAAAAAAGAUUUGUUUAAUCUAUUUAAGCUUGCCUUUUAGGGCAUGUUCAACAGGGGGUCACAGCAAUGUCUUUAGAUCUCUCCAGCAGUUUAAGGUUUUAUAUAGUGGUUCUAAUCACAUUGUAUAUUGGGCUGGUAUUUCCGAUAUUUAGUAUUCAAUAUAUUUUCUAUUUGUUACAUAGUUCUAGAAUUUAGACAUUGUGCCAUAUUCCUGUCCUCUCUAAAUAAAGAUUUUGAGAAUGUGUAUUGUAUUGCACACGGUUUAAAUGUGGGAAUCCUAUGAAGAAGAAAACAACAAUUUGGUUUAUACCUAAAAUAAGAUGAACAUCUCCAGUAUGAUGUACAAUCUAGCACUUAAUCCUAUCCAUUUUUUUCUGACUUGAUUCUAUAGCUUAACAUAUGUCAUCAUAUCCUAUUGCCUCCAUUUCCUUAAUUCUCAGAGGAACAAAAAAGUAUUAUGUGACCAAUCUCCACUGCAUGUAUAACUUUCCAGUCUAAGAUGUUUUGUUGCAUUAUGGCUGAUGGGCCUGUAAAGUUUUAAAUUGAUCCUUUGGUAUGUAACACCUUCACUGCUGGGGAGUAUUGAAUGCACACCCUUCCCCUAUGGGUAAAUAUAGUUCCAUGCUAUCAUUGUCUCCCUUUCUCCUAAUUUACCAGUAUUAUAUUAUCCUGUAAAAUCUAAUUAUAUGAUUUUGCCUGUUUUUUUCUAGCUAUGCACAGAUUAGUAAAUCCUAGAAAGGAAUAGGCAAAUCUUACUUUUGGAAAAUAAAUAAAACUUUAUAUACUGUAUUAUAAAUAAGAGGUUAUUUUGCAACAAAUGUAAAGUUUAAAAAGUAUUAAAGUCAAAGAAUUCUUUUUUUUUUAAAUUUGUUUUGUUAACUGCAUAACUUUUUUUUUUUUUCUGUUUCUCUCCCUGUAAUUUAUGUUGAUGGAAAUUUAACCACAAACAUAGCCAGCAUUCAGGGUCUUGUCUAAUUAAACCUGUGCUGGUUCCCUAUUAAGUUUCUCUUCUUUUUUUUUUAUUUUUUAUUCACUCUCCCAUUCCUUGUUCUGAACAGAAUUUGUUCUGUUCUUACAGUGCCAAUAAAGUUUGGAGAAAAAAAUAAAAAA
Messenger RNA from Bombina bombina (fire-bellied toad), 3166 nucleotides. It is a transcript of the gene MSN, whose product is annotated as moesin. Gene Ontology annotation, cellular component: microvillus; plasma membrane; cytoskeleton. Gene Ontology annotation, molecular function: cell adhesion molecule binding; actin binding. The transcript has 13 exons. Gene Ontology annotation, biological process: regulation of cell shape; regulation of organelle assembly; positive regulation of early endosome to late endosome transport. Bases 168 to 1910 code for a protein of 580 amino acids. The record is from RefSeq and is a predicted model, not a curated record. NCBI's taxonomy places the organism in Eukaryota, Metazoa, Chordata, Amphibia, Anura, Bombinatoridae.